UCCAUCUAUAUAUCUAUAAUAAUAAUAAUGUGAAUGUGAAUGUAUGUGUAUAUAUAUACAAAUGCAUAUAAGACCAGAAAACCAUAUUUGUCUGUUGUAAGCCACCGUCCGGUCGGCAACAAAGCUUUAAGGGAUAGUUUGUGAUUUUUAAUUUCAUGAUGAUAAGUGUGAUGAAUUCUAUGGAAAAAAGCUUGGAUUCACAAUUAUGGCAUGCUUGUGCUGGUGGGAUGGUGCAAAUGCCAUUAGUGUACUCAAAGGUUUUUUACUUUCCACAAGGCCAUGUUGAACAUGCAGCUUUGGGGAAUGUGAACUUUGGGGAUUUCCCGAGAAUCCCGCCUUACAUUCUGUGUCAGGUAUCUGCGAUAAAGUUUAUGGCGGAUCCUGACACAGAUGAAGUGUACGUAAAAAUGGGACUUGUCCCAUUGAAAAACCAUAAUGAUUUUGGUGGUUCUUUUGAUAAUGAUGAUAGAAUUUUAGGGUUUGGUCAAAACAAGAAUGAGAAUCAAGAGAAUCCAACGUCGUUUGCAAAGACGUUGACUCAAUCGGAUGCUAACAAUGGUGGUGGAUUCUCGGUACCUAGGUACUGCGCUGACACGAUAUUCCCUAAGCUGGAUUACGCGGCUGAUCCACCGGUACAAACCAUUCAAGCUAAGGAUGUUCAUGGACAGAUUUGGAGGUUUAGGCAUAUUUAUAGAGGGACUCCACGUAGACAUCUUUUAACGACUGGCUGGAGCAAUUUUGUCAACAAUAAGAAGCUUGUAGCUGGUGAUUCUAUUGUGUUUGUUAGAUCUGAUAAUGGUGAACUUUGUGUCGGGAUUCGAAGGGCAAAUAGGGGAAGCAAUAAUGGUGGAUUUUUUGGGUUGGCAGGGGAAAAUGAGAACAAUAACCAGUAUUUUAAGAACCCAAAAGGGAAACUUAGCCCUGAAUCUGUAAUAGAAGCUGCGAAUUUAGCUGCAAAUGGUAAGCCUUUCGAGGUUUUUUACUACCCAAGGGCAAGCACUCCUGAGUUUUGUGUUAAAGCUUCAACUGUCAUGGCUGCAAUGAGGAUCCAAUGGUGUCCAGGGAUGAGGUUCAAGAUGCCAUUUGAGACGGAGGAUUCAUCUCGAAUAAGCUGGUUCAUGGGGACAGUUUCUUCAGUUCAUGUCAAUGAUCAAGUCCAUUGGCCUAAUUCUCCUUGGAGGCUCCUCCAGGUAACAUGGGAUGAACCAGACUUGUUACAAAACGUGAAACGAGUAAACCCAUGGUUGGUUGAAAUGGUGUCAAACAUGCCGGCAAUCCAUCUUUCACCCUUUUCUCCUGCAAGAAAAAAAGCCCGAAUUCCACAACCUCUCGAUUUCCCUCUUAUUUCGUCGCUCAUUGCUACCAACAACAUUCCCACAAGCAUCCAGGGAGCCAGGCAUAAUAGUUCUCAAUUGGAAACAGAUUCUAAUCAAAAUCCCCAAAUUAAAAAGAUUCCGUCUUUCCCAUUAGAGAUGCUGAAUAAUGAUGACCCUUUGAGUAAGAUCUCUUCACCGGUCAUAGAAAAAACGAAAGAAACCAAUGAAAAAGUCUCUAGCUUGCUACCAAUGGGGAACACUGACUUGCAUUCAAGUUUGAAAAAGAAUGACGACUACGAAAAAGAUAAGAAAAGACCUGUGUUUGUGCUGUUUGGUCAGCCAAUCUUGACUGAACAACAGCUAUCAGAGAGUUGGUCGGGUGAUGGUUCGGUGGUCCUGCAAAAUGGUCCAGUUCAAAGCUCGUCUGAUGAAGCUGGUCCAUGGCUCAAAGAACAAAAAUCUGACUUUGGGCUAGAAGCUAGUCAUUGCAAAGUUUCAAUGGACUCAUGACUUUUAGCUAAGUCAUGAAAAAAAAAAUUGUACAAAAUUAAAGCUUGCUACUAAGCAAAUACAAGCCGCAGGUUCAUCGGGACAGCACAAACGCUAACAAUGCUAAUGGAGUAGGAAAUAAGAUCGAGCAGCAUGUUUCCGCACGUACAUUUGUGAUAUUAGGAUUUUGUUUCGUUAGAUUCUUAUCUAUUUAUGUUUUUUUUCGUAUAUGGACAACUCCCAUUUGACUUAUUUUGAGACGUUUUAGCGUUUAGUUACAAUUUUGAUACUUUACUGAUGUGUUUGGAACCCGAAUUCUGGUGAAUCAUUUGGAUGAAAUGCAAUGGCUGUUGAUGCA
Molecule: messenger RNA, 2163 nt
Organism: Erigeron canadensis
Lineage: Eukaryota; Viridiplantae; Streptophyta; Magnoliopsida; Asterales; Asteraceae
Product: auxin response factor 16-like
Exons: 4
Coding region: 156-1826 (556 amino acids)
Biological process (GO): regulation of DNA-templated transcription; response to hormone
Cellular component (GO): nucleus
Molecular function (GO): DNA binding
Source: RefSeq, a predicted model, not a curated record